CUCUGUUGUAACUUAUUAAUAUUAGUCAAUAUAAUUUUUACUUAUCAUUUUAUAAUAAUAUUAUGGAGCAAUCCAUGAAAAAUUUGAAUAUGAAAGAUUCAGAAUAUGGUUAUGUACAUGCUGUUUCUGGACCAGUUGUUACAGCAAAUUAUAUGAGUGGCUCAGCUAUGUAUGAAUUGGUACGUGUUGGUCACAGUCAACUUGUUGGAGAAAUCAUUAGAUUAGAAGGAGACUUUGCCACCAUUCAAGUUUAUGAGGAAACAUCUGGUGUUUCUGUUGGUGACCCAGUCUUAAGAACUGGUAAACCACUAUCUGUUGAGCUUGGUCCAGGAAUUUUGGGUAGUAUCUUUGAUGGUAUCCAGCGACCGCUGAAGGACAUUAAUGAGUUAACAGAAAGCAUUUACAUUCCACGUGGUGUAAAUUUAAACAGUUUAAGCAGAACUGCUCUGUGGGAUUUUGAGCCUACAGAUUUUAAGGUUGGGGAUCAUAUUACUGGGGGGGAUAUUUAUGGUGUUGUUCAGGAGAACUCGUUACUUAAACACCACAUUAUGCUGCAUCCUAAAGACAGAGGUACCAUUUCAUUCAUCGCAGAACCUGGAAGUUAUACUCUUAAUGAUGUUGUGUUGAAAACUAAGUUUGAUGGAGAAGAAAAAGAACAUACCAUGUUGCAGGUCUGGCCAGUACGUCAAAUGCGUCCAGUUGUUGAAAAGUUAGCGGCAAAUUAUCCUUUGCUCACAGGUCAACGUGUUCUUGAUUCACUUUUCCCAUGUGUGCAAGGUGGAACUACCGCCAUCCCUGGCGCUUUUGGUUGUGGAAAAACAGUUAUUUCUCAAUCUUUAUCAAAAUAUUCCAAUUCUGACGUCAUUAUUUACGUUGGUUGUGGAGAGAGAGGCAAUGAGAUGUCUGAAGUCCUUCGUGAUUUCCCAGAGCUAACAGUUGAGAUCGGUGGAGUGGUUGAAUCAAUCAUGAAGAGAACAACAUUGGUCGCUAACACAUCAAACAUGCCUGUAGCCGCACGUGAAGCCUCUAUAUACACCGGUAUUACGUUAGCUGAAUACUUUAGAGAUAUGGGUUAUAAUGUCAGUAUGAUGGCUGAUUCUACAUCUCGAUGGGCAGAAGCUUUGCGUGAAAUUUCUGGACGUUUAGCUGAAAUGCCUGCAGACAGUGGCUACCCGGCAUAUCUUGGCGCACGUCUAGCUUCAUUUUAUGAACGUGCAGGAAAGGUGACAUGUGUUGGUAAUCCAGAGAGGGAAGGAAGUGUAACAAUUGUAGGUGCAGUGUCUCCUCCCGGUGGCGAUUUCUCUGAUCCUGUUACUUCUGCUACUCUCGGCAUCGUGCAGGUAUUCUGGGGUUUGGAUAAAAAGCUAGCUCAGAGAAAACAUUUCCCAUCAAUCAACUGGUUGAUUAGCUACAGCAAAUAUUUACGGGCAUUGGACGACUUCUACGAAAAGAAUUAUCCUGAAUUUAUUGCGCUGCGUGCGAAGAUAAAAGAAAUUCUUCAGGAAGAAGAAGAUUUAUCUGAAAUUGUUCAACUUGUUGGAAAGGGUUCUUUGGCAGAAUCGGAUAAAAUAACUCUAGAAGUUGCCAAACUGAUCAAAGAUGAUUUUCUCCAACAAAACGGUUACACGCCUUACGAUCGCUUUUGUCCAUUUUAUAAAACGGUUGGCAUGCUUAGCAAUAUCAUAGCGUUCUACGAGAUGGCCCGACAUUCUGUUGAAUCGACUGCGCAUGCGGAUAACAAGAUAACAUGGAGUAUAAUCAAGGAGAACAUGGGGGAAAUUUUGUACGCCCUGAGUAGUAUGAAGUUUAAGGAUCCAGUGAAAGAUGGCGAGCCGAAAAUCAAGUCUGAUUUUAACGAGUUAUUAGAUCAAAUGCAACAAAGUUUUCGAUCACUGGAGGACUAAACGCCUGAAAAAUGUGUUCCACUGGUUUUUUGUAAAAAUCGUUGAAAAGAUGCACCGACCAGUUUCACGCCAUAAUUUAAAUAACAAUUUUACAAAUGUAAUGAACUCGUGAUAAUAUUACAACGAAUGAUUCUGAAAUAUGAAAUUCUUCACUGCAAAA
Xenia sp. Carnegie-2017 is the source of this 2064-nucleotide messenger RNA. Its product is annotated as V-type proton ATPase catalytic subunit A-like. Lineage: Eukaryota; Metazoa; Cnidaria; Anthozoa; Malacalcyonacea; Xeniidae. The transcript has 17 exons. The record is from RefSeq and is a predicted model, not a curated record. Gene Ontology annotation, biological process: ATP metabolic process; proton transmembrane transport. The coding region runs from base 63 to 1904 and encodes 613 amino acids. Gene Ontology annotation, cellular component: lysosomal membrane; proton-transporting V-type ATPase, V1 domain. Gene Ontology annotation, molecular function: proton-transporting ATPase activity, rotational mechanism; ATP hydrolysis activity; ATP binding.